AGCAAGGAUAAAUUUCUUGAUAAAAUGGCUAAUAAAAAAAUCGUAUGUAUUAUAUUCCAAUUGUAGACUUAUAUGAGUAAAUCUUGAAAUUGUUUAGGCUUUUUCAAUAAUGUGUGAUAAAAGAGAGUCUGCGCACCAUGAAAUAAAAAGGUUGUAUCAGAUGGUAACCAUAGCCGAAAUUAAGAACCUUUUGAUGGCUCAAUUUGCCUACGCUACACAAAAUUUACUUAAUAAGAAACCGGGUGGCAAUGUUAAUGAGCUUAAAAAUGUGGUGGACAAAUUUUCCAGAAGAACUUCCAGAAUGACUGCAGCAUUUAAGAAUGCAAUGAUUAAAGCUCCCAGAGAUUUCUGGUACUGUGAUCCAGAUGAACAUGCAGAGGGUUCGACGUACACAAAAUUAUCUCCAAUUUUUCAAGCGUAUAUUAUGAAUGAAAAAGAUUCAGGACUUACGUUUCAUCAUAAAAAACGUAACAAAUGCAAAGGUUCUUGUAAAGAUCAUAAUGAAACAAACGAUUUAUGUAGAUCGAAACAUUGCCGAAACUACGAGAAAAAGUGCUCCGGACUAGUGCGGGAUUGUACAUCGUCAGCUGAAGAACUGAACAUUUGUUACGCGAAUGAAGAGAGUAGCCGAAGAUAUGAAUUUAUAGAAAUCUUAUCAAGUGGAAAUCGGAAAUUUUAUGGAAAACCAAAAUCAUGCAGCGGUAAUAAUACUUUACAAGUUAAAAAUCGUUUUAAUAAACUCUUCUACGAAUGCGAAUAUUGCGUUUGUACAUGUGAAGAUAUCAACACGAAAAUUAAUAGAUACUUUAGUUUGAAGAAUGUGACUUCGGAUUCGCAAUAUAUGUCGUGACAGGAGUGCGCUUCGCAAAAAAGAAUAAUAUAUUCCACAUUCAAAUUCAACGAGGAAAACUUUUGGUAAAUGGAAACAUCGACAAGAG
Molecule: messenger RNA, 938 nt
Organism: Nasonia vitripennis (jewel wasp)
Lineage: Eukaryota; Metazoa; Arthropoda; Insecta; Hymenoptera; Pteromalidae
Exons: 5
Coding region: 110-850 (246 amino acids)
Source: RefSeq, a predicted model, not a curated record